This is a messenger RNA of Paraphaeosphaeria sporulosa, 2009 nucleotides long. Its product is annotated as GPI transamidase component PIG-S. The transcript is spliced from 2 exons. Lineage: Eukaryota; Fungi; Ascomycota; Dothideomycetes; Pleosporales; Didymosphaeriaceae. The record is from RefSeq and is a predicted model, not a curated record. Gene Ontology annotation, biological process: attachment of GPI anchor to protein. The coding region runs from base 99 to 1718 and encodes 539 amino acids. Gene Ontology annotation, cellular component: GPI-anchor transamidase complex.
GCGACAGCCUGCCCUGGCAGCCCAGAACAUCCAAGUUAGCGACCUGUACACCUCUUGACAGCAUGUCGCAAACAACACGGCCACCAGAGACGGCCAACAUGGCCAGCAGCGGCAACGAGGAGCAGAAGCAGCCGCCGCCGGAAACGAAGCAGAGUCUCUGGCUGCGGCGAGCAGUCAUCGCAUCCUUCUGGGCUGUCGUGGCCUUCCUGGGCCUCCCCGUCUGGUACAAGACGACGGCCAUAUAUCGCGCCGACCUUCCCUUGCAGGAUAUGACAGCAUGGGCAAAUGGCCAGGUCUGCAAGCCCGUCUUUCCCCUCCACAUCGCCGUGCAAGCCCCGCUGCUCGCCCAAGAUGCGCACCAUCUCCUCCACGCCACGCAGCAGACCCUCGACGACCUGAGCGACUUCCCUGCCCACCAACUGCACCUCGCAUUCGCCGAACCGCCACCGCCCGCCAAUGCCUCACAACAAGUCACCGCUGACGGCUCGGGUCCAGCAGACCUUGACGACACGGUGGCUCUAUCUGUACGCUUGAUACCUGUAGAAACGGGUGUCACACCUCGUUCCCAAUUGCAACCCUUCUCGGCCACCCUCGACGUAUAUUAUCAGCUUAGCCAGAUACCCACACAGUCCUCGACCAGCUCGCCACUUACAACCUUCAUUGCCCAUGAGUUACACCAGUUGUAUGCGCAGGAACGCGUGCGUUUGUCUAGCUUGUACUCAGAUGCAGCCUCCCAGAGCAAAUCGCUGUCGCCCGAGCUUACAGCUCAGCUUCAGCGAGACGCCACACGCGCAUUCAAGUAUGCGCCAACAUACCACCUGACCUUCUCCUUAUUUACGCCUACAUCGAGCCCGUCCGCCUGGGACAUUGAAACCGCACUGCGCCAGUACAUGAACCCUAUCCUAGAAUCUUUCGCCGGUAUCAGCAACUUUACCAUUGACACCCAGGUCCAACUCUACGCCAAUUUCUCGCCUUCCAUCCGACAGCCCGAGUACGAUGAGAAUACCAAAGCCUGGACCAUCUUCAAGGAAGACGUGAGCGGUUUCAUAAACGCCGCCGAAUGGCCUCUCAGCCCCAGCAUCGGUCAAGGCCCAACCAUCAACUUCGCCCUCUACGUCCCAGACGAGGUCCAGUCUCCUUUGUUCGUGAAGGGAAGCAGAGACAACAGCUGGCUGGUGCCCCAGUGGGGUGGAGUCAUGAUAUUAAAUGCUCAGUCUCACGAGACCACGUUGACGAAGGAAGCGCUCGUCCCGGCUAUGCAGGUCUUCUCGACGCAGCUGAGCUCCCUGCUCGGCUUGCCCCAGACCCCGGCUUCACUGCCCCUCCGGAUAUCCACGUUGACACGGAUUCACGCUACAUCACUCCUCUUCUCAGCUUCAUCUACGCUGGGAGCUCUCGCGCAGGUGUACCAGAAGAUGCCCACCAUUCCGGUCCCCGACACUGUCGCCAAAUCUGUCAAUUUGUCCCUUGCACACCUUCGUCAAACGUGCGAAUCCUUGCGAGACGGCCGUUUCCAGGACGCCUUGCAGAACGCGAGAACAGCAGACGGUGAGGCCGAAAAAGCCUUCUUCGAACGCUCGAUGGUGGGCCAGGUUUACUUCCCAGACGAGCAUAAGGUCGCUGUCUAUCUACCUCUUCUAGGCCCGGUGGCCGUCCCUCUUAUUAUGGCUGCGCUCAAGGAGGUAAAGGCUGGAAUAGCUGCUUUGAAGGGGAGAUGAUGGGUAAGACAAUGUGACUAAGAUAUAUCUAGAACCUGGCGGAGGCUGUGGAAUAAUGCGCAGUAUCUCCUUUGCAGAACCAUCGUGGCUGAGCGGUCGACCCCGAGAAUCACUCCUCUUGAUGGGCAGGCGGCAGUGUGGAGAGCCACCAGUGUCGUUCAGAGUAACCCGGGUUGCCCCAGGAUAGACACUAUAGCCGGCGAUAACAUCGAAGUCUUUGUCGAAUUAUUCGCAUGGCGCCGAAUGGCGCCCUAUAGUUCAAAAUCAUGACACUUUUGCGAGCCGGAAGGU